Molecule: messenger RNA, 1010 nt
Organism: Drosophila yakuba
Lineage: Eukaryota; Metazoa; Arthropoda; Insecta; Diptera; Drosophilidae
Product: venom allergen 5
Exons: 3
Coding region: 88-975 (295 amino acids)
Cellular component (GO): extracellular region
Source: RefSeq, a predicted model, not a curated record
UGGCACCAGCCACCAGUCUCUUUUACUUCAUUUUAACAAAUUUAAACCUAAAAAAUUCUCAAAAUUACUAUGAAUAUAUAAAAUUAAAUGGAGAAUGAAACGAAAGACGCUCAGUUGCCAGGGAAAUGUCCUUUACAAUUAAUUCAGCACAAUGACGUUACGUUUAUUGGUUGCGAUUCAAGCAAUCGCGAUGUGGAAAAGUGUCGCAGCUGCCUGACGCCCUUUUGCCGUAAACCCUUUAAGAUUUACCACAAUUCCCGGAAUUAUUUAGCCUGUGAGGUCCAAAGAUCACAGUCCACAAAUUCCACGAGGUCUCUGCCAGUGAAAUUUUCACCUAACACAAAAAAGGAUAACGAGUUUCAAUGUAAAAAAUGCUUACAAUGCGCAGCUCCCAAGUGCAAAACAUCUAUUCAGUCCAAAAAGCUUAAAAAAGAUAGGAAUUCGAUAUGUAAGAAAUUUGAAGAAUACAAAAUGCCAGAAAUUCGAUCUGGGCCUAUAAAACAAACUGUUCUAAGGGAAACCAAUAAGUACCGAAGGCUGCACAACGCCAAUCCCCUGAAAAUGGACGAAAAACUUUGUUCCUAUGCACAGCAGUGGGCAGAUCAAUUGGCUGAUCACAAUAAACUGGAAACUCGACCUGCUCCUCUUUAUGGCGAGAAUAUAGUGUGUGUCCGUAGAUCCAAAUUCUCCGUGGAGCAAAUACUGAAACUGUGGUACCAAGAAAAGUACAACUACGAUUACCUAAAGCCAGGCUUUAAUUUGUACACUGGGCAUUUCACUCAGUUGGUUUGGAGGCAGACGGAGUUCCUGGGAGUGGGCGUGGCAUGCGAUGUUCGCUCCAUUUGGAUUGUGUGCAAUUACGACCCGCCUGGAAAUGUAAGCGAUCAUUUUACGGAGAAUGUUCUGCCUAGAAAACUGCUACUUAAAUCGGACUUGGAUGCGGAGGAAACUAGAGAAUCGAAACAUCACAAGUAGAAAAUUAUAAAUAAAACUAGAAAAUACUAGACCUA